AUGCUCCUGCGUUCGAACACCUUGUUGCCUUGUCAACAAGGCCUUACCGUGUGGUUAUGCCCAGACCGCGGUACUGGGGAACCUGUCGCUAUCAAGACCGACGGCAUCGCUACCUACGGCUACAUCAAGAAAGACGACAUCAAUCUGAUGGGAAUGGGCUCUCACGGAUGGCCCAGCGGACGCAUCAACUCGACCUCUCCUUCAGGAGCCCGCUUCCGCGUCUACGCAUCAACACGCGAAGUCAAUCAUCUGUUUAUCCAAGGUCCACGAUUAUCGAGCGAGACAGCAAGCCCUCUCGCCUACCGACUCGCGGACCGGUCUCACCUCUUCACCCCGGAAGUGAGAAGGCAUACGGUGGCUCAAGUGGCUCAGGUGGCGCUGAGCGCAGAGUCGCAUCCGGCCCUGCGAUCGCCUCCUCAUGUCUGUGAUCGCGAUCGCAAUCGCAAUCGGCAACCCGAUUCCAAAUUCGCAUUACUGGGGCCAGGGGAGAACAAAAAGCAACACUCCCUUCUUCAGCUUUCGCUCUUUCCCUUAAGCACUCCCGCUUCGCCUGCCGAGGACCACGAAAAAGCAAAUCGCAAAGCACGCCCGCCCGGUUCACCCGUGUCGGGAUGUGAGGCCCAUGCUCCCGUGCGCCCGCUGCGUUCGAGGGGCGCUCGGGGCUGCAUCAGAAAGGGUAUAGGGAAGUGCGAUGUCGGUGUGUUGUGCGCUGCUGCCGCCGCCAUUUAG
Trematosphaeria pertusa is the source of this 729-nucleotide messenger RNA. RefSeq lists its product as uncharacterized. The transcript is spliced from 3 exons. Lineage: Eukaryota; Fungi; Ascomycota; Dothideomycetes; Pleosporales; Trematosphaeriaceae. The coding region runs from base 1 to 729 and encodes 242 amino acids. The record is from RefSeq and is a predicted model, not a curated record.